This is a messenger RNA of Cylicocyclus nassatus, 1447 nucleotides long. Lineage: Eukaryota; Metazoa; Nematoda; Chromadorea; Rhabditida; Strongylidae. The record is from the annotation of a GenBank genome assembly.
GCCACAAUUUCAGAUGAGGUAUGUCCCCAAAUCUAAUGCUUCCCGUCCGCAUCUAAUUCUUGGAAUAGACUCAGAGAUCACGAACAAAGGCUUUAUCUUCGCCAGGUCCGAACGACGUGGAGGACUUGAGAGAGAACAAUGCGCAACACUGAUGAAAGCACUCAAUUGGUCGUAUGAGUUCGUGGACUACCAUAAUGAUAUUGGGCAUAUCUAUGAAAAUGGCACCAUAACUGGUAUGCUAGGAGACGUAUAUGAAGGUCGAAUUGAUAUGGUAUGUGGGAGGUUUCGAAUGACAACAGAGCGGCUAAAAUACUUGAAGUUCGCCUAUCCGAUAAACGUUUCCGUCAAACAGGUGUACCUCAUUCGCGAGCCUGUAAAAAAGCAAGACAUGGGUUUUAUGCUCAUGCCAUUUGAAGGAUAUCUGUGGAUUUUUCUUGCCCUCACCAUCGUGAUCGUUACGCUUGUUCUCAUGCUAUUGCGAUAUAUUGAAUUCUGGGACAAAAAUGAAGCGUUUACAAAAUCAUCGUCCAGUGCCGUCUGGCACCUGAUCUCAUAUUCAACGAAUUUUACAAUAGAGCCUAAACCAUCGCCGACUUAUAUAUCGUAUUGGGGUAUCAUGACUUUGUGGAUGUUAGUAUGGACUCAUGUAUUUGUCGCCUAUUACACCUCGGAGCUGCGAGGAAUGCUCAUAUUUUCAAUUACAAAAAAGUUGCCUUUCGAUGAUUUUGAUGGAUUAGUAGAAAGUCUUGAAGAAGGUUCAUAUCGUUUUAUUGGUCCAUCGCCGCAAUGGAGACCCGAGUGUCCAGACAAUUAUACGCAGGCAUCAUGCACACAGCUUUUUGACAGGAUAUUUGCCAAAAAUCCUCCUGUGAUUGCAUCUACUUCACAACUAACAAACGAUACGUUCGUAAACAAGUUUUCUGUGCCUCUUGUUGGUGUGGAAUGGUACGAAACAGAACGACUCGGAGGGAAUAAGAUUGCUAUUUGGACCAAACAUAUGUUUCACUCUGAAGUAUGGCUAAUCACAGAUUUCAGUGUCUCUCCUGCUUCGCUGAUAGUGAGCAAGAAUUUCCCCUACUUGGAGGAACUCAAUCUUGAAAUCAUAAAAUUGCAAACGACUUUUAUUCAUAUUCGAGCACGAUAUACGCCUACGUACCCAAGAGCGAGCUUGAUAGAAUAUCCAAAAAGCUCGGCAUUCAACUUCACUCAACUGAGCAGUGUAUUUUACAUCUAUGGCAUUCUAAUGGUCUUUUCAUGCGGGAUACUAGUUGCAGAAAUUAGCUAUGAUCGCAUCCAGAAAGCGCGACAUGUGCAGAGAGCAAUGGUUGCACUGUCUGCGGUUGGCACAAUGGUAACAGGUUAUCAUCAUAGAAACAGGAUGACCGUAUCCGAAGAAUAAUCUCUUGCUACUUUCAAUGUUGUAAGCACAUAAAGCAAUUUUAUUGAA